This is a messenger RNA of Nematolebias whitei (Rio pearlfish), 1971 nucleotides long. RefSeq names its product growth factor receptor-bound protein 10. NCBI's taxonomy places the organism in Eukaryota, Metazoa, Chordata, Actinopteri, Cyprinodontiformes, Rivulidae. Gene Ontology annotation, biological process: negative regulation of Wnt signaling pathway; negative regulation of insulin receptor signaling pathway; insulin receptor signaling pathway. Gene Ontology annotation, molecular function: insulin receptor binding. The record is from RefSeq and is a predicted model, not a curated record.
GAAAGCGCGCGUUCGUUCGAGCACGUUCGUCUCUGCGUGCGCGAGCGCGUGUCGAGUCAGCUGGUCGCUGUGGCGUGCUCGUGUUGUGCACGUCGUGGGGGGACAAGGUGAGGAAGGCUCGGCGGCGGACAGUUUUCUGGGGUGGGGGGUGAGAACAGUUCGUACCGAGUCUCCGCCGCGGACAGUCGAGCCUCCUGACCCGGACCCGCCUGGAGCCUCCUCCUUCAGAACAAGUGCUGGUGAGACCAGGGGGUUCCCUGUGAGAGGGAACACUAAACAAACGUCAUGGCCUUAGCAGGAUGUCCUGACUACUACUUGCGCCACUCAAACUAUCAGGAAAAGAUGGAGCACACUUCCACUCGCCGACCUGAGGAGCUGAUUGUUUCGGGCUAUCAACGCUCAGCCAACCAAGCUUUGCCACAUCACAAUGAUGAUGACGUAGACCUGGAGCAGCUGGUGAAUGACAUGAACUCAUCUGUGGAGAGCAUUCAGUCUACGCAGGAAGACACGGCGCUCCUCCUAAACAACGGCCACGUGCACACUCCACGCCACCAUCAUGGACAUCCUGCCUCCCUGGGUCAAAGCCAGGUUCAUCGCCGUCACAACCCAGCUCUGCCCCUUUCUUCCCCCUCCAAGCUGAAACACACUCAGCCGAUGCACAUCCAGGCUGUCAGGUGCUUAAGGGAGGAGCAGCAUCUGCGUCCAGCUUCUCUGCCGGCCAUCCCCAACCCUUUCCCAGAGCUCUGCAGCCCGGCAGGGUCCCCUGUUCUCAGCCCCCUGCAGACCCCCGACAGCCAUAACUUUUUUCCAGAGCAUAUGGUGGCUUGGUGUCACGAGUCCGAUGGUUCAAUCCCUCAGGCACAGCUCUUACAGAACUUUCUGAACUCCAGCAGCUGUCCUGAGAUCCAGGGCUAUCUUUAUGUGAAGGAGCCUGGAAGAAAGUCCUGGAAGAAGCUGUACAUGUUGCUGCGCCGCUCCGGCCUCUACUACUCUGCUAAAGGAACAUCCAAGGAACCCAGACACCUUCAGCUGCUCUCAGAUCUGGAGGAUAGUAACAUCUUCACCGUCAUCACAGGCAGAAGACUUCACAACGCUCCCACAGAACACCAGUUCUGCAUCAAGCCCAGUAAAGCGAGGAGCGACUGUAAGGAGCUCAAGAUGCUGUGUGCAGAGGACGAGCAGAGCAGAACCUGCUGGAUGACUGCCUUCAGACUGCUCAAAUUUGGGCUGGUGCUGUAUCAGAACUACAACGUGCCCCAACAGAGAAAGUCCAGCAGCUCAACUUUCUCUGCGCCUGUGCGGAGCGUGUCCGAGAACUCCCUGGUUGCCAUGGACUUCUCAGGACGGACGGGCCGCGUCAUCGACAACCCCGUGGAGGCUCAGAGCGCCGCCCUGGAGGAGGGACAGACCUGGAGGGCACCCAUCCUCCUUAAGCUCAGUGAUCCACAGGACACAAGUGUGGUUCCAUGGUCGCAUCAUGAGAGAGGAAGCACACAGAAUGAUCAUACAGCAAGGUCAAGUUGAUGGGCUGUUCCUGGUGCGGGACAGUCAGAGUACUCCCAAGGCGUUUGUGCUCACCUUGUGCCACCAUCAGAAGAUCAAGCACUUCCAGAUCCUGCCGUGUGAGGAGGACGGCCAGGUGUUCUUCAGCCUGGACGACGGCUCCACCAAGUUCACCGACCUGAUCCACCUGGUGGAGUUCUACCAGCUCAACAGAGGAGUGCUGCCCUGCAAGCUCAAAAACCCCUGCACCGCCGUGGCCUUGUGACACUCCACCCCACACCCCCUUUGACACCACCCAUUUUUUUUGCACACCUCUCACCCUGAGAUCCCCCACCCUCCCCCCAACCUAUACAAUGGGGUUGCGGAGGUGGAGAAAAGCAACGCUGUGAUUCUGGGAUGUAACCAGCCCACCGGGAGCCGUUCUAACGCCGUUCUCUGCUUGUUCUCUGGAUGUUUGACGCUCGGACC